ACUAGCAGGGAUGGGACCUGUACACCCACAGCAAAGAUCUGUACCACUCGAAUUGAUGCAUUAACCCACCAGGAGAAGCCCUAUGUUGGGGUAGCGUCUAGUAGGAUCACCGCUGCAGUGUAUCAAACACCUCAGUGACCAGCAGGGGACACAUCAUGCCUCUGCCAACUUGUUCCAAGCUAGUUGCUGACUCCAGCAGCUGUUUUAUGGCAACAUUUAACUCAAAGGUCAGCGAUGCAAUCCCCAUAACUCAAGGCACAGAGGACCCCAGGCUCAAGCUUACAAGGAACAGGUCCUCCUCUGUCUUUAUUGUAGCCAUUCACUGAGAACAGAUGCAGCCAGGCAGGGAGAGACAUGUUUGCACUGAGUCACCUAGCAGAGCAGGAUAUGCCACCCAAGAAAUACUCCACCCUCCUGCUGUCCCUGAUCAACAGUACAGAAGACAUAAGUGGAAACAGCCAGCUGCACCUGCUGUAGUACUGCACCCGAGGAGCUGGCCCCAGCUGAGUGCUAUCUGCCAGAGUUUGCAGCAUGUCAGUGCAUAAGAGCCGGGCGGUCGUGAUUGUGAACGAUGAUUUCUCCAGCAGUGGCUCUGAGGAGCCCCUCGCUCGCAGAAGGGGGGCCCGGAGGGAGGCAGAGAAGCUGUCCCAAGUAUUAUCCAGCCUCAACUACACCGUGCACCUGUACAAAAACCAGACCGCCAAGAAGAUAGAAGAGAUUUACCAACAAGAGAGCCAAGAAGAGCACGGCGAUUACUUUGUGAGCAUCCUGUCCAGCCAUGGAGAGGAAGGGGUCAUCUAUGGCUCGGAAGGCAAACCGGUCAAACUGACCCAGAUUUUCCAGAUCUUAUCCCUGCAGAGAUCCUCAGCACUGGCUGGAAAGCCCAAGCUCUUCUUUAUACAGGCCUGCCGUGGGGGAGAGCUGGACCCGGGAGUGUGGCUGGAAACAGACAGCGCCCAGCCCGAGGAAGACAGCUUCUCGCACUACCUGGCACUUCCUGACGACACUGCCGUGAUGUUCGCGUGCAGUCCCGGCUACAGUGCCUUCCUCAACCCAGCCGGGUCCAUGUUCCUGCAGACCCUGCUGGAGUUCCUGGAGGGUGAGGAGAGGCACCUCGAGCUGGCGCGCCUGCUGACCCGCAUUAACUGGAAGGUGGCAUUCUACCACAAGGCCCGGGGGAAGUACGAAGGCAGCAAGGAGAUGCCCUGCUUCGUCACCAACAUGGUGCAUGAGGUGUUCCCCUUCUCCCGACACGCUGCGGAGGCAGCAGGCAGCCUGUGACUGCCCUUCUGCCUCCAACACAAGGUGAACUGCAGGUCAAACAACACCCUGAGAGCAAGGACCCCAGCACCCCUGUGGUGCAAACCGGCCAGCUGUGCCAAAGCCAUUUGAAUAACUCUCACGUGGAAGAGGAAGAGCAGGUCUGGAAAUGUGCUGAUACACGCUCUGAUCUUUCCAGCUGGAGACUCCAGAAAGCCUGCAGGGGAGCACUGCUGGGCUGUUCUCUGGUUGUGGCAGAGCAGAACUGAUUAGAUUUUCUCUGCCUGCCUACAGCAUUAUUUCCCUCUGCUGCUGUACCUAAUCUGCAGACAUCUCUAUGCUGUACAGUGACAAGACACCCACGCUAACUCCAGUACCAGAAACUGCCCAGCUACCUUAGCACACACCUAAACUGUGCAUCCUAAUGUUGGGGGAACAGUCUCCACUAAUGCUGCCUCUGGCCCCUCUUACCAUGGCAGCUGACAUGAAUGUACCUCAUCAGUACCCUCCUCUUAUCUCCACAUUGCAGCUGGAAAACUGAAGCAGGAAAUUUGCCCAAGGUCUUGCAAGGAAUCUGUAGCAGAGGAAGGAAUUGAACAGAGAUCCCUGGAGCUGCAUCCUGAAGCACCGAGCAGGCCUUCCCCUCUCUAAGUUCAGCCUGUUGUCAGUCUGAUCAUAUUCAGCUUGCAAAGACUGUGGAAGGAUCUUGGUUUUGGGCAGGCACAUAGAAAACCCCAUACCCUCCACUGCUAUGUGGCCGAUGGCAAUGGCAUUCCUUCAGAAAUUGCCUCGGGUUGGGGCAGGUCUAUCCUAAGGCAGCAUUUUAGCUGCACUCAGUUAAGGUGCAGCAAUAUUGCUGUUCCAACACAAAAGCUCAGACCUCUAAAAUCCACUUACAUGACUGGAUUGGCUCACAAAUCAGCAGGCUGGUCCAGAGCCCCAGGGAGAUUGUAUGGAGUAUGUUUGGGAUUGUUUGGUGCAGGCAUUCCCAGGAUGCAGCUAAGGUGCCUUGAUCUUAUGUGGUGAAGGACACAGGACAGAUUUCCAGUAUGGCACAGCAGAGACCCUCCCUGAGCAUGCCCUGCCCUUACUCUGAACCCAGAAUUGCAGUGGGACGCCACUCCAGGUUGUCCCACUUGCCUCCAGUCCCUCUGUCUGGGGUGUGCUUAACAGCUGCCAGUUUGAACAUGCACAUAGCAACAAGGCCAAGGGGCUCUGGGCCCUGCUAAGCUCCAGAAACCUUUGCUCCAUGAUAGGCUAUUUGUGUUUAGCAAAAGUUUCUAUGGUCACUAAGUCUGUGCCCACCCUGACUCCACAGGAUUUCUCUCUGCAGCUUCACUGAUGCCAUCAGGAGCUGGCAGAGUGCAUGGUGCGCACAGCUUGGCCAUCUCAGGGCACUGCCAUUGCAGCAGAUGCACUCAGCAGCUAUCAACACUAAAGACAGCAAGGUUCCCUUACCCGGUGCCUUCCACAGCCAAGUGCUCAGAGAAAGGAGACAGUAGCUGGCAUACUUAAAACAAAGGCAGUAUCUUUGGCUUUAAUGUUUUAUUUUAGCUUUAUUUUCGCACACCAUCCCUGCACUCAUCCCCAGGCAGGGACAAUGUCAUCACCUUCCUUCCUAGGCUCCCUGCCCUCUACCAUGACAGGAAGCUUUAAUAAAGUUUGAACUUUGCUAUCUCCAGG
Molecule: messenger RNA, 2943 nt
Organism: Gavialis gangeticus (Gharial)
Lineage: Eukaryota; Metazoa; Chordata; Crocodylia; Gavialidae
Product: caspase-3-like
Exons: 4
Coding region: 532-1281 (249 amino acids)
Biological process (GO): apoptotic process; proteolysis
Cellular component (GO): cytoplasm
Source: RefSeq, a predicted model, not a curated record